Messenger RNA from Punctularia strigosozonata HHB-11173 SS5, 2742 nucleotides. RefSeq lists its product as uncharacterized. The record is from RefSeq and is a predicted model, not a curated record. Bases 1 to 2742 code for a protein of 913 amino acids. Lineage: Eukaryota; Fungi; Basidiomycota; Agaricomycetes; Corticiales; Punctulariaceae. The transcript has 4 exons.
AUGUCGUCCAAGUCUACUAUCUCAUCUAAUACCAUUCAUGGUCUCUGGCGUGUGCGCGACAAAUACUUCGUUUCCUUCAAUUGCAACGUCGUCCCAUUCCAUAACUUCCCCAAUCUAGGCGAAACCAGCAAUGACCGCGGGGUAACUAGCUGGCUCAAGGGCACCGAGUUAUACAGCAUCAUGUACCCAACCAAGCUUGACGGCGAAGGUUGGGCCGGCCUGGAAAUCUACACUGAACUGACUGAUGUUCGGGACUACCCAGUCGAAUACGAAAAUCACGAUCAGUGCCGUAUAGCGUUCUGGAAGACGUUGGAGGACCACGAGCUAUUUUUGAAGGACAUGCAGAACACCCUCCGCGGAUAUCUGCACAGUCUACCGCAAGCAUCGCUCGACCCCGUACUCUUGCAGUACAUCGACUGUCGACCUCAGAUUCCUUCGGAGGUAUCCACUUCAUCCACGUCUUCAUACCGUGUGCUCUCGUGCUGCAAGAGCGACGCUGUCGGGCUCUGGAGCCUCGUCCGUACCGCCUUCCAUGAACAGUUAACGAUGACGGCCUUCCUGUACUACCUCGCAAGGAAGUUUAGCGAGUACGACUACAAGCGCGACACCGGAUUGCGGGAACUCCGGGUCACGACGUUGCUUCGUCAUGCGCUCAGCGACUCGCGUUUGCAAUCCAGGUAUAACGAGUUUCUCAUGUCCCUCCAUGCGUCUUGGGUCUUCAAAUUCAAUACGAUACCGCGGGCAGGCAUACUGGUCAAUCUUUAUGAACUAUCUAGCUUCCAUUUCAAAUGGCUCAUCUCACUCAUCGGCACCCAUCACAACAAAUUCUUUCCUCUUUGGAUCUAUUGUGGCAAAUAUCACGAAUACUUGGGUCAUCUCGAAUGGUUCCCCGCAACCCACCAAAUACCGUCGGACAUGGUUCCGCAGGCCAUCGUGGCCAAGGCGCGCUCUGACGUCUCGCGCAAGUCUUGGGGUCCUUCAUCUGGCUGUUGGUUGAGCAAACCAUCCAGCGCUGGGGCGGGCCCAUCAAAUGGCGCUCGGGCAGGCCCAUCAUCCCGCGCUCGGGCAGGCCCAUCGUCUAGUGCUCCGGCGGACCCAUCGUCCGGCGGCCUAUCGUCCGGCGGUUGGUCGGACGGCGGUUGGGCAAACGGCGGUCGGACGGACGGCAGUCGAGCGGACGGCGGUCGGGCGAACGCAACAUCCGAUGGUUGGGUAGCAUCCGGUUGGCCGGACGCAUCAUCCUUGUGGGGAGCAUCUGAGGGGGGAGCGUCUGAGGGGAGGGAGGCUGAGGUUAUCGACUGGGUUAAGGUGGUAGCUCAACUGCCUCCUUCCAAGACGACAUCGCGUCCAAAGCAUAACACUCAAGGGCAGAAGGACAAUCGCAGACGCCAGCAAGGAAUCCCGACUUCGUACCAGCGCCGGGCUGCCGGACUGUCCGCGGCUGAGAAAAGACGUGAGGAACGCGCCGAAGGUAUUCGCGCGCUCAUCCCUGCCUUGACCUUAGAUGAAGUGCAGAAUCUCACUAAGCAAGUCGUAGAGGAAGGCGGCCAAACUUACCACCCUCGUGGCGAGUUCCCAAUUCCCCAGAUUCGUGCGCAUCACCCCGACGAGUCGUUCUAUGCGUUCAUGCGCCGACGUCACCGGUAUCGUCAGCUCUUCCUCGUCAAAUACUCAAACGAUCAAAUUGUGGGCCUCAUAUACGACCGGGAGCAGAAGGCUUCAAACGGGGUACUCGGACCUCAUACUCGUGUUUUCUACUGGAAAGCAGAUAAUCUAGGGCGACGGCUUCAACGGAUUCAAGUGUCGAAGGCAGAACGUGCCGCCACCCUUUACGAACUGCAUCCCAAUGCGCGGUUAUACGACGGGGUGUAUGAUGAAUGGGACGUUGCCCCGUGGUUACACCCACGCCCUCCGUCGCCGCCCUAUCGGCCUGAGGAAGACACCGACACGGCUGAGGAGGAUGUGGACGAGUACUACUUCAACCAGACGGUAGAGGGGAGGCCGGGUUAUAUUGCCUCGGACUUCGUCGAUCCCCCAGCAGGGAUUCCUCCCCCAGAAGCAUUACCUGUCCCGCAACAUGAUCACCUGGAGGCUACACCUUCGGACGAAUCCUUCCCUCCGUCGCAAGUUGACCAGCCUGGCUAUGGCCGACCGCAUUGUCUCCCCGUUAUGGACACUACCGAGGAUCCGGCCGUACUCCCGGUUUAUCGUCCGGCUCCGUCGUACGCUGCCACUCCUGUACAGGAGCAUAUUGAGGACGACACUGUUGAUCGUGAUCUCGAGUGGGAAGAUUCCCUGUCCCUUCCACCAGCACAUCCUGUUGCUCAGGGCAGCAACCCCAACAAGUUCGGUGAUGACCGAGUCAGUAACGCCAACAACCUUGGUGAUGACCGAGUCAGUGACACCCAGACCCGCCACAAUCGACUCGGUGAUGACCGAGACGGCGAUCCUCCAUCAUCGGAACAAUCGUCAUUACCUCAGGCCUCUACGUCAUCUCAUACUCAAGUUCUGGGCGAGGCCACGGUCACGGAGGACCACACAGUAAGCAUCGCUGACCCCAAGAUCGAGGGCAAGGGCAAGGCGAGAGCCGCGGACGACAUCAACGAGAAUUAUAUUGAAGAUGAUGAAAUGUGCGCUGACGAGGAGACCACGCUUCGCCUUACAUCUGGGAGGGACUCGACUUCGGAUACUGGAGCCAGCGGGCAGAAAGCUGGUUCAAGCAGUGUCGAGACGCAUACCUAA